Trifolium pratense (red clover) is the source of this 1593-nucleotide messenger RNA. RefSeq names its product probable flavin-containing monooxygenase 1. The record is from RefSeq and is a predicted model, not a curated record. Gene Ontology annotation, molecular function: NADP binding; flavin adenine dinucleotide binding; N,N-dimethylaniline monooxygenase activity. The transcript has 5 exons. Bases 1 to 1569 code for a protein of 522 amino acids. NCBI's taxonomy places the organism in Eukaryota, Viridiplantae, Streptophyta, Magnoliopsida, Fabales, Fabaceae.
AUGGCCACUCAAGAGAACCUACCAAUUAUAGUGUCUAAAAUUGGCAUCAUUGGUGCUGGAGUUAGUGGCAUAGCCGUAGCAAAACAACUAUCUCAUUAUAACCCUAUUGUUUUUGAAGCAACUGAUUCAAUUGGUGGUGUUUGGAGACAUUGUUCCUAUAAGUGCACUAAGCUUCAAUCACAAACAUGGAAUUAUGAAUUCAGUGAUUUUCCUUGGCCUGCAAGGGAAAGUUCUGAUUAUCCUUCUUAUGUUGAGAUUUUGGAAUACUUGCAUACUUAUGCUGUUCAUUUUGAUUUGUUUAAGUAUGUUAAGUUUAACUCCAAUGUAGUGGAAAUCAAGUUUAUUCAGGAUAAUGAAGGUUUCGAUUCCGGACGCCUACCUGGUGACCAUGCGAAUCCACUUCCUGGUCAUCCUGUGUGGGAACUUUCUGUUCAGACUAAUGAAUUGGAUACCAUUCAGCGGUACCACUUUGAGUUUGUAGUAGUUUGCACUGGAAAAUAUGGAGACAUACCAUUGAUGCCAACAUUUCCACACAACAAGGGCCCUGAGGUAUUCAAUGGUAAGGUUCUUCAUACCAUUGAUUAUUGUAAACUUGACAAAGAAGCUACUAGUGACCUUGUUAAGGGAAAGAAGACCGUGGUUGUGGGUUACAAAAAGUCAGCUAUUGAUCUAGCCAUGGAGUGUGCACAGGCAAACCAAGGACCUGAAGGGCAAUCAUGCACCAUGAUAAUAAGGAGUUUGCAUUGGACACUUCCCCAUUAUAGUAUGUGGGGAGUACCAUUUUACUUGUUCUAUGCAACAAGAUCUGCACAGUUUCUCCAUCAAACACCAAAUCAGGGUUUACUUAAAAGCAUUUUAUGCUUCCUAUUAUCUCCACUGAGGCGUGGGAUUUCAAAGUUCAUAGAAUCCUACUUGCUAUGGAAACUUCCAUUUGAGAAGUAUGGAUUGAAACCAGAACACCCUUUUGAGGAAGAUUUUGCAUCUUGUCAAAUAGCUAUAACACAAGAAAGUUUUUUCAAUGAAGCUGAUAAGGGAAAAAUAAUCUUCAAAAAAGCAUCAAAGUGGUGGUUUUGGAAUGGAGGAAUUGAAUUUGAUGAUAACACUAAAAUAGAUGCUGAUGUUGUUCUUCUUGCAACUGGUUAUGAUGGAAAAAAGAAGCUCAAAACCAUUUUGCCAGAGCCUUUUUCUAGCUUGUUGGACCCUUCUGGUAUCAUGCCACUGUACAGGGGAACUGUCCAUCCAUCAAUUCCAAACAUGGCCUUUGUGGGUUAUGUUGAGAGUGUUUCAAAUCUCUACACUUCAGAGAUACGUUCCAUGUGGCUAUCUGGACUACUAGAUAACAAAUUUAAGCUUCCAAGUGCUGAGAAGAUGCUUUCAAAAACAAUUAAGGACAUGGAAAUAAUGAAAAAUUCUACAAGGUUUUACAAAAGGAACUGCAUCACAACUUUUGGUAUUAACCAUAAUGAUGAAAUUUGUGAAGAUUUGGGUUGGAAUACUUGGAGGAAGAAGAACUUGUUUCAAGAGGCAUUUACUCCUUACUUUGCUGCAGACUAUAAGAAGGAAGAUUGAGAAUUUGUUAUUUCAUUCUUAACA